GAGGCCAGUAGAGGCCACCUGCGCUGGACGCACCUGAGGGGACGUCGCCAGCUACUGACUGAUCCUCAGACUCCCUUAUAAAAUAUUAAGGGUGAGCCGCCCAAGAUGAGUCUGGAAUCGUUGUUUCAGCACAUCAUCUCCACUGAGCACCAGGCUGAGGAGAACCGCAGAGUGAUGCGGGAAGUGAGGUCGAAUAUUGCCAGAUGUCGUGGGAAAAUUAAGAAAGCAACAGAGGAUCUAAGUGAAGAGAAAAUCAAGUUGGAAUCCAAGGUUCAGCAGUUUUCUGAAAAAUCUUUCCUCUUGGAGCUUUUGAAAACCCAUGAAAACGCAUUAGAGAGACAGCGCAAUGAGAUUAUCGGCGAGCGGGACACACUGCUCCAAGCCUGCGAGGCUAUAAAGAAAAAAGCCACAGAGGAAGAGGAAAGAUUUAUUAAGGAAAUUACAGACUUCAAUGACAAUUAUGAAAUAACCAAGAAAAGUGAUACUUUGAUGAAAGAAAAUAUCAAGAUGGAAAUUGCUGACUUAGAAAACCAGGCAGAUGUUUUGAGAGGGGAGAUGAAGUCAAUGGAAUGUAACACUGGCCAGUUACGGGAACUUCAAAAACUAAAAAGUGAACUGUUACAAGAAUUAUUUACUCUCCAGAAAAAGCUUAAAGUUCUUAAAGAUGAAGAGACUGAAGCCAUUUGUAUCACCAGACACCUAGAGGCAGAAAAAAUCAAAAUAAGAGAAAAGCCUCACCAUGAUCCCGAGUGUGUGCGGCUCAAAAGGGAGUUAGAACUUUAUAAAGCAGAAGACAUGGAAAGUGUGUGCAGAGCUCUCCAAACAGAAGUAGACCUUCUGGGGUCGACACUGGCACCAAAGGAUCCCCAGGACAACAACUCCUCAAGCCGAAGAGCCAUCCAACUUGAGCAUCAUGGAACCAAACAUGAGUGAGGCCUGGAGAGCAGAUCUCCACAUGGACGUGAGGAGAGCUGGAGAGCACUGACUCUGUUGUGGACAUACAUGAGAAGUUUUAUCUUGUUUCUUAAGGGGUCCUUAUGCAGUUUCUAAAGGGAAAGAAAGAAGAUACUAAACUCCAGGCUUCUUAAGGUGGUCUGUCCUUUCUGAUCUGUCUGUCUCAUUUUUUAUUGUAGCUUACCCUAGGUCUUGUCAAACAUACACAAAAAGAAAUGUUCAGGUUAUUGAUUCAAUUUUGUUGGUGCCAUUUCUGCCAGCGAAGAGUGCUUACUUUUGAUUUUUAUUCUUUUUUUCUUUUUCCAAUCAUAAAAUGUCUGUCAACAGUGAUCAUUUGAGGCCUUUCAUUCCUGUGUGAGUCUACAGAGCUUUAAAGUCUGAGGUAUUUGCAGACAUUCACCACUGGUUCCUUAGGUCUGUGGCUAUUACAUAAUGUUCAUAAGUUGAGUGAAUCUAUGUGCACACUCCUGUCCACUCACACCCUCUGUAGAGUGAAACUCUGGGAUAGCCUCGAGAUGCCCUGCUGUGCUGUUCCCACACAGUGGGACUUGUGCAGAAUCGACUGCCACUUACAUGACUGUCAUCUGCUUGCCUGUCCUGUGGAACUGUAGGUGGAAUAUUCAGUGACAGGAGUAGAAACACUGUGAGAAGGACUGGGAGAAGGACUGAGACUUGCUGUUUUCACAUUUAAAAUGAAAUAAAUAACUCAAGAUUUAAGCCACUGUUCACAUAGUCAAAGGUAUGGCACUAUGCCCGUGUGACUGGGACUGUGUCCCCAGGACAGGUUCUGUGAAGCCAAGGACCAGCAGCCAUCAGCAGCCAUGGGUUAGUAUGCCCGUGUGACUGGGACUGUGUCCCCAGGGCUGGUUCUGUGAAGCCGAGGACCAGCAGCCAGCAGCCGCCGUGGGGUAAAGCCGAGUGGCCCCACUGGCAUAGGCCUUCUCCAAUUGCUUUCUUCUCCUUUUACCUAUUUGUAAGUCAUAAACGUCUUGGAAGGAAACUUAACUGAAAUUGUGUGCAUAUAAAUAUGUCUCAGACUGAAUUUCACUACUCUGGAAGUGAGAUGAUGACUACAGAGAGAGGCAGUUUGUGAUCAAGUGAGUAUUCAUUAAGUAAAUUCGUUAAAUUGGUUGUGCGUUUAGUCAUGAGCAAAGUGCCACUAACCCAUGUGAUUCCACCGCUGUACGUGCCUGGCCUGCCAUGCUGCCAUGGGUCUUUAAUGUCACCCUACUUCUUUCAAGAAGCAAUUUCUAAUUUUUACCUCUCUACUGGACACUAUUAGAAUGUAUAGCUUGUUGCAUGUUCUCCUGUUGAUUGAGGGAGCCACUUGGCUAGAGAAAAAAUAGCAACAAGGUCAUAGGCUGUGGCGCAUGCAUAGUGGGGAUUCCUGCCUCUUCUCAGACCUUAGUGGUGAAAGGCAGGAGAUGCAAAGAGAAGAAAGAGCUUUACGGUCGUGCAGCCAAACAUGGCUGCCGCCUCCUCGUUUUGUUCAGAACACAUUUUCCUUGGUAAAAGAAACAAAGAUUAAAGGGCAUUUGCCUGCCUGCUAAAACAAGGAUGAGAUUUUAAAAGCCUAAAAGAAGGUUGAGGUCAUUGUAGUAUAAUCAGUUAGGACCAGGAAGCAGAGUGAAGCGGGGGUUCUCACUGUGGGUGGGAGCUCUGCUGUGAACGACAGCAUGCUCGGUGCUUGCAGACGGACAGACAGCACACUCUGGCCAAGCCCCCUUCUCAGCUUUGGCCAAGGACAAAGUCCCUUUCUAUUUUGCACCCAUCAAUAACUAUGUCACACUAUGAUGAAUACAUCAUUUAUUUGCAGUCCAGAAACAAGUAGCAGUUCAGGGACAUGAUGAGCAAUGAAGGAAACUUAGGCGUGGGUAUGGCAGGCUGGGGUGCUCUGUAGCAAAUGUCUGCUACAAAGCUUGGACUGUGGGUCUGCUCGGCAUCCUAGUGAGCCUCAGCACCUGGAGCUGCUCUGUUUACCCUGGGCCUCCAGGUUUGCUUGUUCUGCCUCUCUCCAGUCUUUGCCAUUUGAAAAAAAUGUAAGUUUGGCUCUCAGAAUCCAGUUCAGAACAUUUUCAGUCAAGGGGAUUUUUUUAGGAUAUGAACUAAAAGUGAAAAAUAUUUCAUGUCAUUAGCCUGGAGCAGGGAUUAAGUCUUAGAGGUUUCUGCUCUUGUUAUCUUAAUACAACAGAUUUUUGUUUUGUUUUAUUUUAUUUUAAUGUAAGAAUGGAGCACAGUUAUCUCUGGAAAUGCUUGACGUAGGAAUGCAUAGUUAUCUGAUUUUGUGCUUUGUGGAUAUCGAAUUUUAAAGUUAAAUGGUUUGUUUGUUUUGUUUUGGCUCCGUCUAAGAGUCAAAGAAUCAUACUGGGGACUCAGCUUCAUUUUCUUUAGUUCACUGCAGAUAUGAAAUAAAUAAUGCACAACUGAGUAAUAACCCAUGAAGGCUAUUGUAUCAGGCCCCUCCUCCAUGCAGGAGAAGCCCGAUUCACUGUUUCUGUUGGUGGAGGCGCAGGUUUAUUAAACACAAGGACGACCUGCACACAGUAGAGCGCGCCUUUUUUGACUGGAGGAGGCAGGAGAGCACACCAGAGACAGGCCGGUGGGGCGUUCCCAGUGCUGCUGUGGAAAGUACCGAGCUGUCUGUCGGAAUUGAGUGCUUAUAUUUAAACAACUGCUUCUGAUACAUAGCAAGUUUGUCUUUUAAAAGUCUGUAUAAAAUCAACACCACCAGGAUUCAGACGUCGGGGAAAAUAAGAGGAAGUGAAAUGUGAAAUUAAUAGCAAUGAGUGACAUAGGAGCUGUUCUGAGGCCCUGAAGCAGGAGAAAUGCUUUUGUUUUUCUCUGUACAGUCAGAACUCCACGCCUCUCACAAUUCUAAGUUCAUUAUUUUCAUACUUGUAAUAAAUUGCCAUCCUAAUUAGUUGGUAAAUAAAAUCUUGUUAAAAUAAAAUCCUCUUAAUCUCCAUCUAAUAGAUGCAAAUACAACACUAAUGAAUACUUCUGGAUUCAGCCUGGCGGUUACUAAAGCCACCAUUACAUUGUCAUUGGAAUGGUUUCUGUGGGUGUUGAAUAAGAAGUCCCUACUGUGUGAGUUGGGGGGUGGGGCACACGGCCAGUGUUGUAGAAGUUGUAAAUCCAGUGCCCGUCAAAGUUUGCAGAACACGGAGACUGUAUUCCUAAGAACAUCUUUAACCAGUGGCAUCGGAGCAUGCUUUUGAGUGCCUCGGUACACAGCAAGCAAGUACUGCAGCUUUACAGGCAGGGUUGAGGUUUGAGUUGGUGGUCUCAUUAGUGUGAGGUCACAGAGAGCUAUAAGUUUUUACACUUUAUUUACACUUCAGUUGCUCAGAUUCCAGUGAUAACAUACCUCAAAGAUUUUAAAAUUUUGCUUGGAAUUGAAAAUCUACCCAACAGCUAUUGUCAGAGAAGCUUGAACAGUUACUUAAACCAGCCUCUAAUUCUAGAAAUCACAGAAUUAGUCAUGAUCAGCAAAUGGGUAUUUCAGCUAGCUGAAAAUAUCUUCUUAUUGCCCUCAGUACAGAACAGGCUGGAAUGUUGCUGGAAACUGACUUGAGAAUCUCUUGAAAACAAUACUCAUCCAUCCUCCUUGGUUAGACUUUUUACAGACGUGUGUGUGCGUGUGCGUGCGCGUGCGCGUGCGCGUGCGUGUGUUAGCAUUAACUUGUGGUCAUUGAUAAGUACUAAGGAUGGCAAUGGUGGUAAGAGGUUCUCAUCCUUGACAGUCCGCUAAGGUGGGCAGGAGUGCAGACUGAGACACGUUCCAGAAGGACAGCAUACAAAAGAAUCAGCUGACUUAACUGAAGCGUUCUUGCUCAGUCCAGCUUCCCCACUUACAGUCUCUCUCCAUCUUGCAUCAGCUGCCGAGAUCUUGGCUCCAGGCCUGCCCCUCUCCUCAUCGGCUGCCCAUCCUGGCUCCAGACUGGCCCCUCUCCUCUUACAUACUCCUCUUCAGCUUCACGGGCUUGCUCUGUAUUCUCCGAAUUGGACCAACCUGUUCUGACCUUGGGGACGCCUCAUGAGCUGUUCUGCGCUUGGAAGGCUUCCCAUCACCCAUCCCUGUUUGGCACCUGCUUCUGUCAGUCAAGUGUCAGAUGAAAUGACAUCCUCAGAGAUGGCUUCCUUCAGACAGUCUUAGGUUGUUGUACACUUGCUGUGACUGAUCAGGAAUCGCCUGCUGUAGAUGCCUGUGCUCGGUUCUGGGAAGAUGGUAGACCAUAGGUGGUGAAGCCUUUCUGGAGAAAGUAGGUACGUGGGAGAUGAAUGUGAAGUUUAAACUUUAUUCCUGUCUCUUUUCUCCCUCCUUCUGCCCUGAUGUUUAGCUGAACCUCAGACCCAAAGUGAUGGACCCAUCCAUGAACUGCAGAAACUGCAUGCCAAAAUGAAGGGCCUCCUGUUUGUAGCCUCUGAAGCUGUAACACAACUCCUCCACUUAACUCCCAUCCUUUGAGUCCAAUCUUAAUGUCUUUCUCAUUUUUCUUUUCUGUUAUUAUCACUAAACUCUAAGUUUUAGGAGGGCCACUAUCUUGUACUCCAUUCUUCUCUCAGGACACAGCAGUCUCUGUCUGGCAUAUAGGGAAUAUUCAAACCUAUGUGCUAAAAUGUGGUUUGAAUUGGUUUUUUAUUUCAUCCACAUAUAUUAAUAUAAAUUGAUUCUCUAGUUAAUCCGACUCCAUUCAUUGAUGAUUUUCUGGGUUGAAUCACCCUAUCUUCUUCUCAUUAAUUCUGAACCAGUUUACUCACUGGAAAACAGGUAGUGAUGAUCCUUGCUAAUUCCAGAGCCUCUCUGUGUAGAACAGACUAUAAAAUGAACUAGGAAAGAAUAAUGAUCCCACAUACCAUCAUGGAGGAAGUCUGUAAGCCUCUCAGUGGUCACGUUCAGCUCUCCAUUAUCAAGCUGUUGAUUGACAGAUAAUAGUUAUGAACACCGGCUUUUCACCAGCUGCUAGACUAGAAACUGAACAUGGCAUGCUGCUCGCGAGCUAUGAAAGUGCACUUGAGUCCCUUAAAAGCAUUGUUUCUCUGUGGUAAUAGGAAAUUUCAAAAUGUAUUUGCUUCUGUGGGUUGGUUCAGUCUUUCUGAUCUGCAAUCCAGUUUAAACAAUUGUGUUAGCACCAUAUUUAGAAAAAUAUAUGAGCGCCACCUGCUGGAUUUCUCUAGUAUCACAUUAAGCAGGAUGGUUUAACAAAAUUGGUGGGAUUGGUUUGGGGGCUCAAGUUUGGGCAAGACAAACCUUGUAAAAGACUGGUUCAGGAGGGAAUGAUGGUUUCUGCCUGUGAUCCUGCCUUUCUGCAGGUGGGGCAACAGGAGAAGGAGUUCAAGGUUAGCCAGGGCGACAGUGAAAAGCCCCACCUCAAACAAAACAACCUUUUGUUCUUUACUUUCCACUACAAUUUUUUCCAAGUAUAAAUUUUGUAUCUCUGUGUAGUUUAUAUUUUCUCAACAUUACAUGAUUUUUCAAUAUGUCUAACAAUAUUUUUAAAAUUAGUUCAGUAUACUUUUUUCCACCUUUGCUAACCUCAAAGGAGCUUAAUUAAUAAAUGUUAAGCACUUUUAGCC
Molecule: messenger RNA, 6531 nt
Organism: Arvicanthis niloticus (Nile rat)
Lineage: Eukaryota; Metazoa; Chordata; Mammalia; Rodentia; Muridae
Gene: Ccdc172
Product: coiled-coil domain containing 172
Cellular component (GO): cytoplasm
Source: RefSeq, a predicted model, not a curated record